This is a messenger RNA of Linum tenue, 2271 nucleotides long. NCBI's taxonomy places the organism in Eukaryota, Viridiplantae, Streptophyta, Magnoliopsida, Malpighiales, Linaceae. The record is from the annotation of a GenBank genome assembly.
CAUCAAUUCAUCAUCUCAAGUCGAGUGUACGUAUUGGGUAUUGAAAUGGUGGAUAUGGCUUCUCCUCUCAGGAUAAUAAAAAACAUCGGAACCGGAGGAGGACGCCAUUCCCAGCUGUUGGACUCACUCCAUCCUCCUCCGCCGCCGCCGCCAUGUCCUCAACGGCAACCACAUCAUCCGCCGCCGCGCUCUCUUUCCCACCUCAUUCCCUCCUCUCCCGCAAAACCCAACUCUCUUUCCGGACUUACCAACGCUCUUCCCCCUUCACCAGCUCCUUCUCACCUGCCGCCGCUCUCCGAGUCAAAGCUUCUUCCUCCGACCCUUCCUCACCUUCCCCAGCCAAAGGCGGGGUUGAGAAUUUGGUAAUCAUAGGUUCAGGUCCUGCUGGAUACACUGCAGCAAUUUAUGCAGCUCGAGCGAAUUUGAAGCCGGUGGUUUUCGAGGGAUUUCAGGUUGGUGGUGUGCCUGGUGGGCAGUUGAUGACUACCACUGAAGUGGAGAACUUUCCUGCUUUUCCAGAUGGAAUCACCGGUCCUGAUUUGAUGGAUAGGAUGCGGCGGCAAGCUGAGCGUUGGGGAGCAGAACUGUACCAGGAAGAUGUUGAAUCUCUCAACGUUACGACCCAUCCGUUUGUUGUGGAAAGUAGUGAACGUAAGAUUAUAUGCCAUAGUCUCAUUUAUGCCACUGGAGCUACUGCGAAAAGGCUCAGCUUGCCUCGCGAGGAAGAGUUUUGGAGUAGAGGAAUUAGUGCUUGUGCAAUUUGCGACGGAGCAUCUCCAUUAUUUAAGGGCCAGGUUCUAGCUGUUGUUGGAGGUGGUGAUACAGCAACAGAGGAAGCAAUAUACUUAACCAAAUAUGCCCGCCAUGUUCAUCUACUUGUACGUAGGGAGCAACUCAGGGCAUCUAAAGCAAUGCAAGAUAGGGUUGAUUAUCACGAAUGUUUCAGAGUGUUCAACAAUCCAAAUAUCACUGUCCACUUCAGUACAGAGACGGUGGAUGUGGUAAGCAAUACGAAGGGCCAGAUGUCUGGUGUAUUGACUAGAAGAGUUGAUACUGGCGAGGAAGUGGUUAUUGAGGCAAAAGGCUUAUUCUAUGGUAUUGGGCACUCACCAAAUAGCCAACUGUUAGAAGGCCAAGUUGAACUUGAUCACACAGGAUACGUGUUAGUUCGGGACGGUUGUGCAACAACUUCUGUGGAAGGUGUAUUUGCGGCUGGAGAUGUACAGGACCAUGAAUGGAGGCAAGCUGUCACUGCUGCUGGAUCAGGAUGCAUUGCAGCUUUAUCAGCAGAAAGAUAUCUUGUGAGCAAUGAUCUGCUUAUCGAGUUCCAUCAGCCUGCAACCGAAGAGGUUAAGAAGGAACUGACUGACAAAGAUGUUCAGGAGGGCUUUGACAUUACCCGCACAAAGCAUAAGGGCCAGUAUGCUCUAAGGAAGUUAUAUCACGAAAGUCCAAGGCUUGUAUGUGUGUUGUACACAUCACCAACUUGUGGUCCAUGCAGAACUUUAAAGCCAAUUCUAAGCAAGGUGAUUGAUGAAUAUGAUCAAAAUGUACAUUUUGUUGAAAUUGACAUCGAGGAAGAUCCAGAAAUAGCUGAAGCUGCUGACAUUAUGGGGACACCAUGUGUUCAGUUCUUUAAGAAUAAAGAGUUACUCAGGAAGGUGCCCGGGGUGAAGAUGAAGAAAGAGUAUAGAGAAUUCAUUGAAGCAAAUAAAUAAGAUCCCUUAGAAACCUUUUUCAGCAGGGCCCCAUUUUGUGAAAUGUGAUAGUUUAGUUGAAUAUUGCCCCCAUAUUCUUCAUGCUGUGAUCUUUUACAUCAGCCCCUCGCAUUGUGCCAUUAUUAUACAUGAUGAGAUCCAAUGCAAUUUUUAGGAUGCCAUUGUGCAAAUUUCUUAUAUCUACGCAAGAUGUUUGGCAAUACUUCCAUGGGAAGGGUGUCUUCUCUAAUACAGAAGGGUAUGAAAGCGUGUGUUUUGGGUUUCAAAGCUUGUCGCAGCUUGUAUCAUUCAAGAACUGAAUGUAGUUGUUACUUCUGUUUCCCCUUCUGUUACAAUAUGAUAAUGACCAUAUUUUGCCCUUGGGGUUAAAACUGGUUGGUGUCUCUGCUACUAGGUAACUUGAUUAUCAGUUGAGACCUCCCUUCGGGUAAAUUCUGCGGAAUGGUGAUGAUAUUCUCUGCUUGCAGCGAAGUGUAAUGACUAGGAAUAGCCUGUAACAUAGCAGCAAGGAGAAGAGAGCUAUUACAUCCCACCAUUUCGAGUACUGCAGGUC